GCGAAGGUGUUCUGCCAUUUUAUUUGAAUGGGAUGAUCAUCUUAAAACUGGUGUUGUGUUGACGACGGCACAUCUAAUCCGCUCAAAUUGCCCAUCCAUUGACCACUGGUUAGGAAAGAACGAGUACAUGCCUGAUGCUAAGGUGGUUGUUCAUUUUUUAGAUGAUACAACUGCAGAGGGUGACCUCUUGUACCAUCAAGAACACUAUGAUAUUGCUUUUUUCAAAGUUAAAGUCGGUCAAUGCCCCCAACUGCCUUUGUUUGUUGACAAUGUGAAAUCCGGUCAAGAAAUUUUCCAGCUUGGAAGAGAUGAGAAGUUGAACCUGAGAAUAACCUAUGGCAGGGCACAAUCUAAGAAUCCAAACAUGUAUCGAAGACAACACUUCAUGUACAUGCAUCGUAAAGAUGAUAACAAUGAGUUUGAUGAUGGAGGGCCAGCAAUUGACUUCAGUGCAAAUAUUGUUGGCAUGAUCAACAACUCUACGAGCGGAUCUUUCAUACCUACUUCUAUCUUGCACCAAUGCUUCUACUUCUGGAGGAAUCAUGGGCGCAUCCCUCGGCUCCACCUCAGAUUGAAGCUUUUCGCUAUCAAGCUUCUAGACCCUUCUCAUAUUGAGAGGAUAAGGCGAAAAUGCAAAAUUGAUAGUGGUCUUAUUGUUCAAGAGGUGUCAAGUGGGUCCCAUGCUGAGAUGCUUGGAAUCUGUAGAGGUGAUAUUAUCAGCUGUUUUGAGGGAGAGGAAGUUUCUACUACAGUCGAGUUGGAGAAAAUGAUGUUGGAUGUUUGCAAGAAUCGUUUUAUGGGAGGAAUAAACUGGAAUAGAAAAGUGGAUGUUUCGGUUUUGGUUUUCGACAUCCGGAGGAGUCACUGGAGGACCAAGGUGUUGACUCUAGAUGUUUCUGACAAGGGAGAAGUUAUCGUGAGAGCAUCUCGUCUCGUGACUGUUUAAAA
Messenger RNA from Triticum dicoccoides, 948 nucleotides. RefSeq lists its product as uncharacterized. Gene Ontology annotation, molecular function: protein binding. The coding region runs from base 128 to 946 and encodes 272 amino acids. The transcript has 7 exons. The record is from RefSeq and is a predicted model, not a curated record. NCBI's taxonomy places the organism in Eukaryota, Viridiplantae, Streptophyta, Magnoliopsida, Poales, Poaceae.